AUGCAACACCACCACCUCCUCCUCCACCACCAUCUCCUCCCCCUCCCCGUCCCGAUCCGUCCUCUUACCAUAACGGUGCUUCCUCUUGCUCCCAAUUCCCCCUGCCCCACUGACGCCUGCACCUCCCACGCAGUCUCCCCUCCUCUACACGACCACACCUCCGCGCGCACGACUGGUACCCCCCACGGCCCUGGCAAUUCCCUCACUAUAUAG
This is a messenger RNA of Suhomyces tanzawaensis NRRL Y-17324, 213 nucleotides long. RefSeq lists its product as uncharacterized. The record is from RefSeq and is a predicted model, not a curated record. The transcript has a single exon. Lineage: Eukaryota; Fungi; Ascomycota; Pichiomycetes; Serinales; Debaryomycetaceae. The coding region runs from base 1 to 213 and encodes 70 amino acids.